This is a messenger RNA of Zerene cesonia (dogface butterfly), 4493 nucleotides long. Its product is annotated as guanine nucleotide exchange factor DBS-like. The transcript has 20 exons. Gene Ontology annotation, molecular function: guanyl-nucleotide exchange factor activity; protein binding. The coding region runs from base 261 to 3362 and encodes 1033 amino acids. Gene Ontology annotation, biological process: intracellular signal transduction. Lineage: Eukaryota; Metazoa; Arthropoda; Insecta; Lepidoptera; Pieridae. Gene Ontology annotation, cellular component: cytoplasm. The record is from RefSeq and is a predicted model, not a curated record.
CGGUAUCCGUAGUAAAAUAACUCGCUGUCUUAUAGGUAGUUCUUCGUUCUUCAAUCUUUUUUAAAAAUACGUGAUGAUAAAAAUAUAAAUUAAUUUCAAUAAUAAUGACUGUAAAUAAUAUCAUGUGUUUUUUACCAGAAUAUACAGGUAGUCGGCAUUGUCAGUUUUAUUUUGGCAUUACGAAAAUUAUCAAUACUUAAUACAAAAUGCCAUAGUCCGAAAACAGUGUUGUGUUUGUUUGCGGUGUUUCGGUGGUAACGAUGGCUAACUCCCCGACAAGUAUUGAGACGCAAAUAGACAGUUUCUUAGAACAAUUUAAAAGAAGUGCUUCGAAAGCCAUGGAAGAACGUAUGGAAUGGCCUGAUGGUCCAUCGCCUGGCGCAGUCGUCAAAUCUCGCAGUAGCUGUUUUGCUUUAGAUUCUGCUUCUGAAGCGGAAUGCGACGGCUGCAGCAGCGACAAUGACGAAGGGCGCAGCGUGGGGGAGCUGCUGUUACCGCAGUAUGCGCUGGCCACGGGCGGGCUGGCGCGGGACCACAGGCCACUCAUCACGUUCCCAGAUAAUAACAACUUCCACGUGCUCACCGCUACGGAAUACCGACGGCUGCUGCUUUACCUCACUUCUGUGCCCUCAUUGUUAGAAGCGGAAAUGGGUUUCCAUAUAAUAAUAGAUCGACGGAAAGACAGAUGGAAUUCGGUUAAAGCAACAUUAUUAAGGAUAUCCGAGUUUUUCCCGGGCGUUAUCCACGCGGUAUACGUCCUCCGGCCGGCCAGUUUCUUACAAAAAGCCCUGUCUGAAGUGAGCAGUAAGUUGUUCAAGGAGGAGUUCAGAUUCAGGGUGCUCGUCUGUUCUACUGUGGACGAGUUGUAUGAACACUUCGACAAGUCGCAACUAACUCCGGACUUGGGGGGCGAAUUACAGUACUCGCAUUCUGAAUGGAUACAGCAACGGAUAGCGCUAGAGAAAUUUUCGACUCUAAUGAAGGAAAUCUCGACUAAACUGGACGAGUUUAUGCACGAGAUCGUCGAUUGCGACAUGGGCAAUGAUCCCACUCAAACCAAAGAAUUGUUAGAUUGUCAAGAAUCUAGUUAUAAAGCUUUAAAAACUGAACUGGCGUCGGCAACGUCGCAAGGCGAGGAAUUGCUGACGCAAGUGCGAAAACCAAAUCUUACAUAUAAUAUUAUAAGUCACGUGGCUGCCGUUGAGAGGCUACUUGUACAACUUGAAGAGACUGAGAAACAAUUUGAUAAUUUCUGGAAGAAACAUUCAAUGAAAUUAAACCAUUGGCUGAAAUUUAGAACAUUUUUAUUAAAUUUUAAACAAAUGCAGGCUACUUUAGAUACACAUUUAAAGACGGCAUGCGAUAUGACUGAAGUUGGAGAAACUGCUAAUAGAGUUGACGGUCUCUUAGAAGAAGCUAGUGAAUUUGAAAAAUUAUGUAACUGUGAUCUCGAUGCCGCAUCAUUAGUAAUUGAUGAAGGUGAAAAAUUAAUGCAAGAUCCUUUAAGUUCAGUGGACCAUAUAGAAUCGAAAUGUGAAGAAUUAAGACGAACUAGUGCUUUACUAAUUGACAAAAUACAAAAACGAAAUUUACUUUUAACAAAAGCAAGAGAGCUGAUGGAUAGAAUAGACAAGGCAAACGAGUGGUGCACAACGGGAGUGGAGAUUUUAGCUGGAGAAGGUGGCCUAAUAGCCGUGGACAAGUUAUUAGAAGACGCAAAAAGCUUUGGUCUUACGUCACCUGAUGAAUUCCGAGACAUGCUUAUGCAGACUGCAACGCAAGAAACUCGAGCGCUUGUCACUCAGGUGUCACAAAGGGUGGAGGACGUUUGGCUGAUGGUGACGGUGAAGCGUGCGACGCUGCAGCGAGCGGCGGCAAAACCUGCACGCCCCGUGCAGUCUGUGCCGCCGCAGAGCGCUGCGCUGCAGCCGCCCGUCGAACAGAUGGAGACAUCAGGCGGAUCAGAGAGCUCAGGGGGCGAAGACGCAGAGGCUCGGCGGUCGAGGCGUGGCCACGUGUUGGCUGAACUCCUUCAGACGGAAAGAAUUUACGUACAAGAACUAGGCUCCAUACUGGCUGGCUAUAAAGAAGAAAUGGAAAAACCAGAAAAUCAGCAUAUACUACCGGCAGGACUAAUUGGACAAGCGGAUGUUUUAUUUGGAAAUCUGCACGAACUUUUCACAUUCCACCAAGAAGUAUUUUUAAAAGAUUUGGAAAAAUCGAUCUCAGCGACAGAACUAGUUGCACUCUGCUUUGUUGAAAAAAAAGAAACAUUCUAUCACCUAUACAGUUACUAUUGCCAAAACAUACCCCGGUCAGAAAGGUUACGAGAGACAUUGGUCGACACGCACCUCUUCCUACAAGCGUGCCAACAGCGGCUCGGCCACAAACUGCCCUUGGCUGCGUAUCUACUCAAACCAGUGCAGAGGAUUACUAAAUACCAGCUCUUAAUAAAGGACCUGCUCCGGUACAGCGAGUGCGGGUCGAUGAGCGCGAGCCUGCAGCAGGCGCUCGACUGCAUGCUCGUCGUGCUCAAGUGCGUCAACGACUCCAUGCACCAGAUCGCUAUUACUGGAGUGCCUGUGGACCUGAACCAGCAGGGCGAGCUGCUGCUGCAGGGCUCGUUCCUGGUGGUGUCGGAGAACAAGCGCGACCUGCGGCUGCGCCUGCGCCCGCGCCGCCGCCACAUCUUCCUCUACGAGAAGGCGAUGCUCUUCUGCAAGCCCGCCGCUAAGAACAGCCACAAUAAGACCUAUCACUUCAAACAUGACUUGCAGAUGUCGCAGAUCGGGCUGACGGAGUCGGUGAAGGGCGACCCGCGCAAGUUCGAGGUGUGGCGGCAGGGGCGCGCCGAGGUGCACACCAUCACCGCGCCCUCCGCCGACGCCAAGCGCGCCUGGGUCGAGCGCAUCAAGCGCGUGCUGCUCGACCAGCUGCACGAGCUCAAGGGCGAGCGCGGCCGCCAGUACGCGGCGCACCACAGAACGCUUAUACAGACGAGUUCAUGGGACAUAGGGCCCCAAAAGGAGCGGGCGCACCCGGGCGGGCACCCCGCGCGCACCGCCUCGUGCGACGCGCACGACGAGCCGUGCUGGUCCACCGACCCGUCCGACGACGACGAGGAGGAGCCCGAGCACGCGCCGGCGGUGGGCAGCUCGCUGGUGGCGCUGUCGGAGUACGCGGCGGUGGGCGCCAGCGAGGUGUCGCUGCGCGAGGGGCAGCACGCCGAGCUGCUCAAGGUGGGCUGCGCGGGCUGGUGGUACGUGCGCCUCGCAGGCGGCGGCGGCGAGGGCUGGGCGCCGGCCGCGUACCUCGACACGCGCAAGACCAGCCGCUCCUCCAGCCGCUCGCACGAACACUAGCCACGCGCUACUCGCUACACACAGUAUUGGCAUUCACUUCGAUCUCUCGUUCCACCGAUACCGGAAUGCGAGAUCUGCGUACGGCUGCCGGAAUCGCUGAUUCCGUGUGACCAUUUGUUGUGUUUAUAAAUUGUUCCAAAUUCAUUUUCUGACGGUUUUGAUGUCGAACGUUUUUGGUGUUAUGUUAUGGCAUGAAAUGCAUUCUUUUCGAAACGGUGCCUGAUCUUUUCAAGUUUUACAUGUAAAUAAAUUGGUGUUAUUUAGUUUCUUUAUAUUAUCAUGGAGUUAUUUUUAUACCUAAAGUGAGCCUUACAUUAUAAACAAUUUUAAUGGUAGAAUUUGGAUUUUACACUUUAGUAGUUUGUACCUUGUAACAGUCUGCGGAAUUAUCAGUUUUAAACAAAGCUUAUGCUAAAUGAAUAUUUAAAGUAUAUAACAGCUUUAUAUUUACCCCUUAUUCAAAAUGAUAAUGUAUUACUUUAAUUAAAUAAGGGACUAAAUAUGAUAACGAUUAAUAAGUCUCAAAUAAACAUCGGAGCUUUUUUCCAAACUGAUAAUUCCGACCCACCUGCAAUAUGUCACGUACCAAUCCGAGCAAGCGGCUCCCACCCUCGUUACUGUUAAUAUACAAUGACAUUGUUAGUAUAUGUAUGUAAAUGUUGUUCUGUAGGCUUUAUUGUAAUUAGUGUAACACGUGUGCACGAGUAUCCAAAGCAAUGUAGUGGCGUAGAGAGAUGUUGGCGGCCGUUCGUUUCGUACUUUUGUAAAUAUUGUUUAGGAUGUAGUAAUUUAUUUGGAAGCUAGACGAGUAUUAUGUCUCAAAUGUCCAUGACAGAUUCUGUAGAUAGAUUAAUUCUUACAUAGAUGUACCUACAUCUCACGAUGCGACAAUAGACCUCCGUAAAUUUCUUCCUACAGAUUAUUAAGCAUAAUAGUAAUUUUUAAAUAAUAUUAAUAUACACUUAAGCGACAAUAAUUGUUUUGUAUUGUGCGUCGUGAAAUGUAAAGUUUAUAUGGGAUUCUAAUAUACGUAGCUAUCAGUGGAAAGUGUAAAGUUUUCAUAUCCAUGUGUACCUUAUCAUAUCAUUGUCGCUUUGCGUUGAAUAUAUUUAAAAGAUUAUAUAUUUUAAG